UGUGGAACGUGUUUUUCUUAUUUAUAUUAAGGAAGUCAUUUUUCUCAUUUUUAAGGAGCUUAUUUUCAAAGAAAUAUGUUUCACCAAACAUGAAACAAUAAGAAAACAUUUAUCGAAAAAUCUUUUUCUCCGUACCGAUCGAGCACACCCCUUGAUGUUGCUUCUUUUCUACUUAAAAAGAUUUGUCUAUGACAGCAUCUUGACUUCCAACAGUUGUUUACUCUUUUCGUGUUCCGAAUAUUAUAAUUAGGAGCAGAAGAUUAAUUUAAUAUAUUCCACCGUCCCAUAUCAAUUUUAUGAAAAAAGUGUAAAAUAAAUCAUAGAAAUAAUGUUUAAUUAUUCAUCAUCCUCAGAAGAGUGUGUUGCAUUAGUGAAGGAAAAAGGUUUGAUAAACGUCAACCAAGGUGGUGACACAGUGCUACACUUUUUAGCCAUAAAAGGAGAUGUAUGUGCCUUUAGAGCACUAGUAGAACAAGGUCUUGUUUCGAUAGAAGCACUUCGGAUAAAAAAUAAUGUGAAGGGACAUACGGCAUUGCAUGAAGCUGUGAGAUAUGGACAUAAGGAUAUUGCAGAGAUUAUGCUAAUGCAAGACAGAGAUUUAGUGUUUAUGGGAGAUUAUGCUGGAGAAACGCCGCUAUAUGUUGCAGCUAAAUUUAGAAAGGAUGAAGUUUUUAGACUUCUUGAGGAUUGUGGGAGCGACUGUUUUGCUAAGAGAAAUGAUGGUCGUACUGUUCUUCAUGCAGCUAUUGAUGGUGAACAUUACCGUGAGUAAUCUUUGUUCAUUCCCUGUAUCCUCAGCUGAUAGUUCACCAUAAACUCUCACAUUAAGUUGUUGUAAUCAGGUUUGGCAACAACCAUAUUGGCUUGCUAUCCUUCUGUUGCAGAAAGGGUAUGACUGCAUUGAACUUGUUAGCCACAAAAAGGCCAUCAUUCAAGAGCGGAUCACCGAUCAUGGUAUGUGUUUAGUGAUCUUAGCCGAUCACCUUCCAUUCCAUUUCAAGUCAUUGGAGCUAUAAUCUAUCUUGCUAUCCCAGAAAUGUAUGUCGAAUGUGAAACUGUAGUGGAUCAGGAAGUCCAACAUGACGUGAGAGCUGGUAUCACCAAACGAAGCAGGUCAUCAUUAUGGUGUAAAACAAUAUUAGGUGCUAUAAUUAAUCCUCAAGAAAGCAUUAUUUGGUUUUGUUUUUUCAUUUUUUUAACAGCCAUUGAAGAUAGACUGUUUAUAAUACGUCAUUAUUACUUGCGGAAAAUGGCUAGGGAUUGGGGUAAUUAAUUGUCCAUGUGAAUUGUUUGACAUUUACUACAGUUGAGCCGAGGGUCUUUUGGAAACAGCCUCUCUACCUCUCCGAGGUAGUGGUAAGUUCUGCGUACACUUUACCCUCCCCAGACCUCACUUGUGGGAUUUGUUGUUGUUGAAUUAUUAGACAUUCGAGCAAUAUACCAAUUGCCUAUAUAUGUCUCUUUUUAUUACUAAUGCAUGUUAUAAUUAAUUGAUAACCUGUUUCUUCCCUUUCCUUUUCUAUUGACGCAAUUGGUAAUCUGUUGAUUUCUUAGCUGAAAUGCAUGUUUUGGCCGUCCUACUCAAACCCCUCGAGUAGCUUACUUCUUUCUCUGUAGGUUAGAACGGAAGUCAUAAAUAUUAGUAACUUGUGUUUUUUUUUGGGGAAUUAAACAUUAUUUUAUUACCAAAAAGGCUUAACAUUCUGUACAAAUCCAAACCGCAUUGGCAUCGCGACCAAUCAGUUAGCCAAGCUAUCAACCAUUACAUCAAAGGCAACCAUGACUGGAGAAUCAAAAUGGCACUAAGGAGUAAGGAUAGUAGAGCUCUGCUAAUGUGCUGUUGAGUUUAGGCUUCAAAGAUCCUCUCUGACAGAUCUCCUGCACUGUUCUUCUAGUUAUCCCGUGUCGCUUAGUGGACUUCUCUUGGAAGAUCCUGUGGUUCCUUUCUAUCCAAAUGUGGUAAACUACAGCUGCAAUGCUCAUUCUGAAUAUAGUAUUUGCUGGUCUCUUCCCUUGGACGACUCGUAGGAGGUGAGAAGGGCCGCAUUUCUAUAGGCCUAGUCCAGCUCCUCUUGCCAUGUUUUUGCUGGUCUAGUGGUACCUUGCCAAUUUAAGAGUUUAGUCCAUAUAAGGCAUCGUGCUACCUUGUCCCGUCCUAGAAGUGCCUUCUUGUUCAGCUCAGCACCUCAUGUCCACAGCUCAAUUAGUUCAAUCACCUUUGUUGGUAGUUUAACAUGUUUCAUUGUACACAUUACACCAAAAACGAUCUUUAGCGGCAAUUAGUUAAAUUAUGUUUUCUCGGAGGGCAUUUGUUAGUGACAAUUACAUUUUAGCAGUUUCUGUCAAUGCCCCUAAAGCCGAUAGCGACAUUGGAUCCAAUGCCAAUUAUCUACUGCCGGUUUUAACAUUAGCACUCUUCGUUAAAGUGCAUAUUUAUUGCCAUUAAAAACUUCUUUCGAUGUAGUGGUGUAUUGUUGAUUUUUUCCCAGUGAGGUUUACUUCCGAUAUAAUGUUAAUAGGUCUUCCAUGGUUGAGAGAAGUUGAUAGGAUAAAACGAAAACAUCGACUAGCUUUGAUACUAGCAAAAAGAUUAAUAUCGAAAGAAGAUUGGAGUUGUUAUGCGUUGUCUUCAAGCUCAUCUAUGGCAAGUCCUAUGAAUCCCCUAAUACAAGCCACAAUGCUGGGCAAUACUGAAAUGAUCAAAGCAAUCUUAACAGCAUUCCCUGAAGUUGCAGAUUCACUGGAUGAGAAUGGCAGGAACAUUUUGCACAUAGCCGUGGAGCGAAAAAAUUUACAUCUCUUGAAGAAAAAACUUUUUUUCAAGGAUAGCAUGUUGACAGAAGUUGAUAAAAACGGGAACACCAUACUUCAUUUCGCAUCAUGCGUGGGAUUUCCAUUUUCUUAUUCUUCACCUGCUGCGUCAAUGCAAGAGUCUACUACUGUUGAUCGUGUUGUUUCAGACUUUCCAGUUCUCGAAAUAGCUGACCAGAUGUCACGGGACGUAUAUUGGUUUAAGCAUGUAAAGUUGGAUUGCUUACCGCAUCUAAGGUACCGCGAAAAUUUUGAUGGGAAGACAGCUGAUGAGUUAUUCGAAGAGAAUCAAUCACUUGCACCUGAGAAAAGAGGCAGCAAAGGGGUGUCUGGAUACGAUGAACAGUAUCAUAGUAGUUGUAGUCCUCUUCUGCACAGUGAGUUAUGCAGCUUUGUUUACUCUACCUGGUGGUUUCGAUCAAAAUUCUGGCUUCCCUGUUCUUGAUAAAAACGAUACCUUGUUCAAGUUUCUAGUCCUCGUUUAUGCAGCAAUAUUUUGUUCCUUUGCAUGUUUGGCAACUUUGUUAUCAGUCCAACAAUCCAGGUUCAACACCGAAGACUUUUACAUCGUGUUGCCUUUGAAAGGUUUUGUUGCCUCUCUUGGUUUGAUGUUGUCUGCCGCGUUUACUAUCACUGCUUCUGCACACGCAACAAGGUCAAAUCCUCCUCCUUACUUUCCCUAUUGUAUAUGGGUUACACUGUUAUGAUUCUCAUGUUACACAAUUUAUAUUUUGCUAUUGUCGACUUGUUUUUUAAACAACGUAUGCCAUGAAUCCACUAUCUGAACUCUUACCACAUCCCAUUUUAUUCAUUGUUUGUACUAAAUUUUUUUAACGUACAUACAUGA
Capsicum annuum is the source of this 3658-nucleotide messenger RNA. RefSeq lists its product as uncharacterized. The record is from RefSeq and is a predicted model, not a curated record. Gene Ontology annotation, molecular function: protein binding. Bases 2510 to 3256 code for a protein of 248 amino acids. The transcript has 3 exons. Lineage: Eukaryota; Viridiplantae; Streptophyta; Magnoliopsida; Solanales; Solanaceae.